Triticum aestivum (bread wheat) is the source of this 615-nucleotide messenger RNA. RefSeq lists its product as uncharacterized. The transcript has 3 exons. The coding region runs from base 1 to 615 and encodes 204 amino acids. NCBI's taxonomy places the organism in Eukaryota, Viridiplantae, Streptophyta, Magnoliopsida, Poales, Poaceae. The record is from RefSeq and is a predicted model, not a curated record.
AUGGCUAGGAGAAAGAUAGUCGCAGGCGUGACACAAAAGCCGCGACCACGUAUCGCGCCCGACGCGAUCGCCCACGCGUCCCGUCCCGCCCCGAUUGAUCGAUCCGUCCGCCCUCCCUUCCUGCCACCUUCCGCGGCUACAAGGAUCCGCUCCGCGUCGCCCGACCUCCACAUAAAAAAAUUCGCCCCAGCCGGAGCUAGGAGUGGAGCCCACCGCUGCGCCAUCCCGCAUCUACUGCUACCAGUAGUCCCUAUCUUCUUCCUCUUGCACCCGCUUGGUUGGUUGGCUGGUCACUCGGGCUUUGCUCUCCAGUCUCUCCGCCCGACCCUGUUCCCUUCACUUGUUUUGUUUGACUCGUCGCGGCCUUCUCGGAGCGGCAAAAGAAAAGCACCCGCCGCCGCUGCCGCUUCCGUCUUCGUGGCCCGGAGGAGGAGCAAAGCUGGUUGGAGACGGCGAGUGCGCGUCGGAGGAGGAAGGAGGAUUCUCCCGGAAGCGUCCAAGGCGAUAAAUCCUGCUGUGUGCCCCGCGGUGCGGUUUGCCGGGCGGGAAUCGUCCGUCCGUCUUCUUCCGGUGAUUUGGAGCGCGGGCUCUCCCAUGGGCGCCGCGGCGCAUUGA